Messenger RNA from Drosophila hydei, 722 nucleotides. RefSeq names its product invertebrate-type lysozyme 3. The transcript is spliced from 2 exons. Gene Ontology annotation, molecular function: lysozyme activity. The record is from RefSeq and is a predicted model, not a curated record. The coding region runs from base 63 to 548 and encodes 161 amino acids. Lineage: Eukaryota; Metazoa; Arthropoda; Insecta; Diptera; Drosophilidae.
UUCAUUAACUGCUCAGAUGCUGAACAGUUUGAACGUGAAUCCGGCUUAUCAUAUACUAUAUAAUGCAAAUCUUAUGGAACAUUGGCCUGUGUUUUGUCUGUCUGCUCUGCCCAAGCCUGGUGCGUGCGCAGGGUCACGUGCUGGAUAAGCCUGUUACGGAGCUGUGCCUCAAUUGCCUUUGCGAGGCAAUCUCUGGCUGCAAUGGGACCGCCGUCUGCACCAACCCAGAUAAGGGCACCUGCGGCAUCUUCCGCAUUACUUGGGCCUAUUGGGUGGAUGCGGGCAAAUUGACCACAAAUGGUGAUGAGCCCGACUCGGAAGAUGCCUUCAUCAACUGUGCGAACGAUCCGCGCUGCGCCGCCGACAGCGUGCAGAACUAUAUGAAGAAAUUCAAUCAGGAUUGCAACGAUGAUGGGGAAAUGGACUGUCACGAUUAUGCCAGAAUUCACAAAUUGGGCGCAUAUGGCUGUCAUGGCGAAAUGCCAUAUAAAUUUCAGAGUACCUUCGAUGACUGCAUUGAGAACUAUGAGCUACAGGGUUUUGAGUAAAAUCUAAGGAAGGAUAACCAUUGAGAAAAAGCUGAUAAAAAGCUUAUACAUAUAUAUGAUUAGGAUAUACUUCUUUAAAGUAAGCUUGAUUUUAUAUUGCAACUAUAAUCUGAAUAUAUAAUAUAAUUUCUGGGGAAUUUUUUUUAGAAUUGUGAAAGCCAAGUUAAUUAAUAA